This is a messenger RNA of Tetrahymena thermophila SB210, 3012 nucleotides long. RefSeq names its product cation channel family protein. Gene Ontology annotation, cellular component: membrane. Gene Ontology annotation, biological process: potassium ion transmembrane transport; regulation of membrane potential. Lineage: Eukaryota; Ciliophora; Oligohymenophorea; Hymenostomatida; Tetrahymenidae. The record is from RefSeq and is a predicted model, not a curated record. The transcript is spliced from 10 exons. Gene Ontology annotation, molecular function: voltage-gated potassium channel activity.
AUGAUAGGAACAAAAUCAAAAGCUUAAAUAGCUCCUUCAGAUUAUACUGAAGUAUAGAAUUUAAAAGAAGAGGUAGGGCUAGUAAAGAUAUGCGAUCGAGAUGAUAGCUAAUAAAAGUAAAUUUUAUCUGAAGAGUCAAAUUAAAAACCAGAUGAUAUGGAUUUACAAAAAUUUAAUCUGCGAAAAGAAUAGGAAGAGUAGUGUUUGCAAUAAAGAUCAACAAGCUUUAACUUAUUUUCUUAAUUGCACAAUAAAAGAUUUCUUUACAUUAAUCGAUUUGCAAAUAAGAUUAAGUAGUACUCUUCUUAUCACAGAUUUACAGAAACGAAAAAGAGAUUUUUAUAGAUUAUAGAUGAUUAUGCAUUUGAUUAUGAUGUUUAUUUCUACAAACGAAUUUUCAAAAAUAAUUAACCUACAAGAUUGUAGAUUAUUAUCAAAAAAAUAGAGACUUGGUUUGUUAGAUCAAUAGCAACACUAGAUCAAAAAUCAGGAGCUAUCAUGUUGCCAAGCUCAUAUGUAAACACGAUAUGGAACAUAAUUUAAUUUAUCUUUUUGUUAAUCUACAUCGUAUAUCUACCAAUUAGAUUGGCUUUUGAUAGUUUGCAUGAAUAAAAAGGAUAUUUUACAGUCUUUGAAGUUAUUCCAAAUAUUAUUCAGAUCAUAAAUAUGUUCUUGGAGUUCAAUACAGGCUUUUACAGACAUGGUUAAAUCAUUUUAGAUAGAUGGGAAAUAUGUGUUAACUAUUUCAAAUCUAGAUUCAUAUUUGAUUUAACAUUAAAUAUUUGUUGGUUGAUUUCGCUAAAUCCUGAUGUCUCUCUUUGGGUCAAAUGUGUUGGUUUAUUCAGAUUAAUAACUUUAAUCAGGCUAACUGAAGAUUUAGAACAAGCUAACUCACUUAGAGAGAGAUAUGGAAAUAUAUUUGAACUACUUAAAUUAAGUAGUUUUAUUUUUCUUUGUGCUCACUUGGCAUGUUGUUGUUGGUACGCUCUAGCUGUCCAUGAAGAAGACAUAGAUGUAUAAAAUACAUGGCUUAAAAAGGACAUUUAAAGUUAUGAACUUGAUCCAAAUGUUAAUUUAAAACUCUAAGGAUAUAUUGCUGGUAUGUAUUACUGCAUAGUAACUAUGACCACAAUAGGUUAUGGUGAUAUUACUCCAACUACUUAUAGAGAAAGAAUUUUUGCACUAAUUUUCUGCAUUUUGUCUUGCUUUUUAUUUGCUUUUACUAUGGGAUCAAUAGGAGAAAUAGUUAAAUAGUUCUCUCUGAAGGGAGAAGAGUUUAAGCAAAAGAUGGAGAUGCUCAAUUUGUACAUGAAAAAGAGAAAUUUAAGUUCAAAUCUAUAGGUCAGAGUGAGAAAAUAUUAUGAAAACUAAAAUUAAGAAUCAUCUGAAAACAAUGAAUUUGGAUCUAAAUUAAUAGACAGUCUUACAACUGAGUUGAGAGAAGAUGUUCAAAAAGAUAUAUAUUCAUUUCUAUUCAAAAAUAUUAGCUUUUUCUCAUAAAAUUUUUCUGAAAGACUAAUAUAAAAUAUGUAUACGAUAGUGGAAGAAAAGCAAUUUUAAAUAGAUGAAAAGAUAUUUGAAGAAGGUUAAAAAUCAGACAAAUUAUAUGUCAUCAUAAAGGGAUAAGUUUAACUUGUGCUUCAAAACAGACAUAGUCUUAUGACAAUGAGUGAAGGAGAAGUCUUAGGUUUAUCUGAAUUCUUUUCUCAGUAGCCUUAUUAAUUUUCUGCAAAAACGAGCAGAAACACUUAAUUUGCUAUCAUUAGAUAUGAAGAUUUUAUAAAACUAGCAGCUGAACAUUAACAUGAUUAUGAAAGUUAUUGUCAAAUAAAAGAUACAAUUUUGCUCAAUAAUGAAUUAAACAAGAUUUAAGGUGUUACUUGCGAAAGUUGUGGUUAGACUGACCAUAUUUUUUAAAAUUGCCAAAUGAUUAGUCUCAACUAAAAUUACAAGAAUAAUGCAGUUGAGCAGAAUAAACGAAAGCAAAUCACGAGAUAGGAAUGGUUCAGAAGGACAAAAAGCUACCAAGCACUAAUUAACAGAUAGUUAAUAGAAAUAAGAGCACUAGAAUAAACAGAUGAUACAGAAUUACGAAAAAGAUUUGAUUCUGAAUUUCUUGAAAGACAAUAAACAGGAAAAGAUUUAUCCAUGAGAAGCUCACAUGUGUUAAAUGACAAUUAAGGUAUUGAUGAAAUAGAAGAAGGGAACCUUAAAUUAAUUGAGAACAUGGGAGAUGAUUACCAUUCUGUUGAAGAAAUUUAAGAAUAUCAGUUAGUAAAUUAAAAUUAAGACAACUUUUAGAAAGAAAAAUCAGAAGAGAAUAUUUAAGAGCAAUCAACUAAAAUUUAAAUAAAUACAAUUAAACUACCUAGUAUUCCUCAAAAUUAAUAGAUGAGAUAACUAAAUACCAUUGAAGAAAUCAACCAAGAAAUUCAAAACAACACUCAAACAACUUAAGUGUAAAAAUAGUCCUAGAUCACCCAAAGAAAAAAGUCUAUUAAUCUAACUCUUAAAGCUAGUAAGCAAUAACAUAACAAAAAUAAUAAAGGAUAUUAAUUUUCUAAGUAAACGACCUUAGACGAUUUAAAAAAGUAGAUAAAUGAAGAAAUGUAAAAAAAGCAUCAUAGCUCAUCUAUUUAAAAAACAAUUAUAAGUGCUUUUAAUGAUCAAGAAAAUGUAGAAAAUUACAAUUUUGAUAUAAAAUUUGAUUUAAUGAGUUCAUAUAAGUACUAUCUUGUUCAUAACAACUAUACAAUAGUUUUAAGCUAAUUUAAUUAAAUGAUUGAAAAAAACAAAAUUUAUCAGUAACUUAUUCUAAAGUCUAGAAGAAAAAAUAAAUAAAAAGAAUAAACAAAUAUUAAAUUGUAAAAACAAAGGCAAUAAACCUACAAGAAAAUUCCUACCUCAUAAAAAUUCUAUUUAAUGAAACAGAGAAACACGAGAUUGUCUUACGAGCAAUCUUGCUUACUUUCAUAGUAUUAAGAAAAUACUUAAAGAACUAGUAAAGAAUGA